AUGGCGACUGGUUCUUCGAGUUAUGGGAUUGAACAACGUCGAAAAGGAUGUUACUAUGAGUGGAUGAGUUUACAAGCUAAACACAUCCUUGAUCUCAAAGAAGCACUCCUAAACCAUCAUGGAUCAAGCGACGAUCACAAACUCGGAGAACUCGUUGGUAAAAUCCUCAAUGACUUCAAAAAGUACGCCGAGAAACGAUCGGAGCUCUCUAACCGAAGCUGCUCAAGCUACCUUACACCGUCUUGGAACUCUGCUCUAGAGAACGGUUUGCUAUGGAUGGGAGGGUGUCGUCCUUCGUCUUUCGUUAGAGUUAUCUACGCUCUAUGUGGAUCCCAAGCCGAGACGCAGCUUUCUCAGUAUCUUCUCGACAUCGACGAAAACGUCAAAGUAAACCAUGGUGUUUUCAUGAGUGAUCUUACCGCGACACAGCUUGCAAAGAUCAAUGAGCUGCAUAUGAAGGUCAUAGAGAAAGAAGACAAAGUAACAAAGAAAUCGGCGAGCUUGCAAGAGAACGUUGCGGACAUGCCUAUCGCCAUCGCGGCUUACGCCAUGGAUUUGGUGGACGGUAACGUGGUGGUGAAGGAUGCUUUAGAUAAACACGAGGAGGGCAUGGCGGCUUUAAUGGGGGAAGCUGAUACUCUGAGGUUUGAGACGCUUAGGAAGAUCGUGGAGGUUAUUACACCGGUUCAAGCGGCGGAGUUUUUGCUCGCCGGGAAAAGAUUACACGUGUCGUUGCACGAGUGGGGAAGAGUAAGAGAAGAGGGAAGUUUUGGGUGUGCACGUGCGGAGGAUGCUACCGCUGCAAGAGGUGGAACAGGGAGGUCAAAGAGAUCAGCCACUUGUUAG
Messenger RNA from Capsella rubella, 846 nucleotides. Its product is annotated as protein DOG1-like 3. Gene Ontology annotation, molecular function: sequence-specific DNA binding. Gene Ontology annotation, biological process: DNA-templated transcription. Lineage: Eukaryota; Viridiplantae; Streptophyta; Magnoliopsida; Brassicales; Brassicaceae. Bases 1 to 846 code for a protein of 281 amino acids. The record is from RefSeq and is a predicted model, not a curated record. The transcript has a single exon.